Molecule: messenger RNA, 1918 nt
Organism: Sturnus vulgaris (Common starling)
Lineage: Eukaryota; Metazoa; Chordata; Aves; Passeriformes; Sturnidae
Gene: MARS2
Product: methionyl-tRNA synthetase 2, mitochondrial
Biological process (GO): methionyl-tRNA aminoacylation
Molecular function (GO): methionine-tRNA ligase activity; ATP binding
Source: RefSeq, a predicted model, not a curated record
AUGAGCAGAUCCAGGUGCACAAGCAGGACGGGGAGCACCGCGUGUUAUUUCUCCAUCACCAAAAUCGCAGCCAGCGCCGGCGCGUUCAUUCCCGACGGGAGCGGGGACGGCUCCGAGCGCUGCUCCGGGAGAGGCUCGGGCUCCCUCAGUCGCCACCUCCACCUGCCCGACACCACCGGCAACACCACCGGCAACGCCACCGGCACCGCCACCGGCCGCCGCCUGCUGCUCUCCACCCCCAUCUUCUAUGCGAACGGGCCGCCGCACAUCGGGCACCUGUACUCGGCGCUGCUCGCCGACGCGCUGCUCCGCCACCGCCGCCUGAGCGCCACCGGCCCGGCCCGGCUCUGCACGGGGAUGGACGAGCACGGGCUGAAGAUCCAGCAGACCGCGGCCGCGGCGGGGACAUCGCCCGCGGAGCUCUGCGAGCGCAUCUCGGGGCUUUUCCGCCAGGCCCUGAGCCAGGCCGGCGUCUCCUACACCGACUUCAUUCGCACCAGCGAGCCCCGGCACCAGCGAGCCGUGCGGCAUUUCUGGGGGGCCCUCGGCCACGCAGGGCUGCUCUACAAGGGCUCCUACGAGGGCUGGUACUGCACGGCCGAGGAGAGUUUCCUGCCCGAGAGCCAGCUGGCCGAGCGCACCGACAGCCAGGGCCGCCCCUGCAAGGUGUCCUUGGAGAGCGGCCACCAGGUGCACUGGACCAAGGAGGAGAAUUACAUGUUCAGGCUCUCAGCAUUCCGGGAUCCCUUGCAGAACUGGCUCCGGGACAACCCCCGUGCCAUUUGUCCUGACCCUUUUCACCAGUGCGUGCUCCGCUGGCUGGACGAGGACUUGCCGGACUUGUCGGUGUCCCGCGAGCGCGGCCGGCUGCACUGGGGCAUCCCCGUGCCCGGUGACCCCAGCCAGACCAUCUACGUCUGGGUGGAUGCCCUGGUGAACUACCUGAGCGUGCUGGGGUACCCCGAGAGCCACGGGCCGUGGUGGCCGGCCGUGCACCACGUCGUGGGCAAGGACAUCCUCAAGUUCCACGCGCUAUACUGGCCGGCGCUGCUGCUGGCGGCGGGGCUGGAGCCCCCCGAGCGCAUCCUGGUGCACUCGCACUGGACUGUGAGGGGCCAGAAGAUGUCCAAGAGCCUGGGCAAUGUGGUGGAGCCCGGUGUGUGCGUGGGGCAGUACGGUGUGGACGGGUUCCGGUACUUCCUGCUGCGGCAGGGCGUCCCCGAGAGGGAUUGUGACUACUACGAUGAGAAGGUGGUGAAGUUGGUGAAUUCAGAGCUGGCAGAUGCGCUCGGGGGGCUGCUCAAUCGCUCGACAGCCCCCAGCAUUAACCCCAGCAACACCUACCCACGCUUCUCAGAGGCCUGUUUCCCAAAGGUCCUGGAUUGCAGGGAGGCCAAAGGCACAGGCAGGGCGUGUGCUGAGGACUACGAGCUCGUGGCAGCGGUGGCCUCGCUGCCUGCACAGGUGGACGGUUAUUUCCAAGGCUUCCAGAUCUACAAGGCUUUGGAAUGCAUUGCCCAGUGUGUGAGGCAGACCAACGGCUUCUUCCAGAGGCACAGGCCUUGGAAGCUUGACCGGGGGGACGCUGGGGAGCAGCUGUGGCUGGACACCAUCCUGCAUGUGACGCUGGAGUGCCUGCGCGUGUUCGGGACGCUCCUGCAGCCCGUGGUCCCACACGUGGCAGACAAGCUGCUGUCCCGGCUGGCUGUGGGGCCAGCAGAGAGAGGCCUCUCUGGGCUGGCAUUCCUGGCACGCUAUGAUGGAAAACCAUGUCCCUUUGAGGGGAGGCAGCUCGGACCUGACACUGGCAUCUUGUUCCACAGGCUGGGCAAGUCGGAAACUGUGAAGAAGAGAAAGCAAGAAGCUCAAGUCCCUGACAAACAGCUUCUAUGAAUAAAAGCUUCUGGGAAUUCCGGGA